This is a messenger RNA of Lasiosphaeria miniovina, 3278 nucleotides long. RefSeq lists its product as uncharacterized. The transcript has 4 exons. Gene Ontology annotation, cellular component: nucleus. Gene Ontology annotation, molecular function: zinc ion binding; DNA-binding transcription activator activity, RNA polymerase II-specific; RNA polymerase II cis-regulatory region sequence-specific DNA binding. Gene Ontology annotation, biological process: regulation of transcription by RNA polymerase II; DNA-templated transcription. The record is from RefSeq and is a predicted model, not a curated record. Lineage: Eukaryota; Fungi; Ascomycota; Sordariomycetes; Sordariales; Lasiosphaeriaceae. The coding region runs from base 471 to 2930 and encodes 819 amino acids.
GCACGGAAAAACGAUUUCGCGUUAGUGGGACAGAGCGCUGGCUCGGCUCAGGGUUCGGGCUCGCCCUCGGAUUUAGCCAGCCUGACUGAGCGACGCCUCGGCUUUGCUCGAUGUCCGAGGACGCGACCAGGAGCCAGAAGUUCGAGGAAAGAGUGACGGAUCCGCGGAUACUUUGCCCUGAGAGGGACUCGUGGCCACUGACGCUUUCCCCUUCGUCAUCUCCAGUUUCGGGUGUCAAUUGGUUAGCGGCGUAAAAGGGAAAUUCUUGCGACGCUGGUGUCGGCGUGGCCGCCCGUUUUGAAUCUGCCGAGCGAUCAGAUCGAUUGACAAAGCGGCCUCUUAUUCAUACCUUAGAGAUACAUAUAUCGGCACUGCCAACACACGCUAGGCCUCUGUUGCAGGUGGUCGCGCCGCUCUGCUCGUAGACCGAAGCGCACCUGUCCCCUGAGCCCCGAUAGCUCCUUGAGAUAAUGUCGGAUCCGAGCGUGCGCAGCCGUAGCGAGAGCACAGAGGGCACCCCACCCCUUCACGAGGCCGGCGAACAAGGCGACCACCGCCCGCCUCGGAAGCGCCAGAGGGUUCGCCUGUCGUGCCUAGAGUGUAGGCGGAGGAAGUUGUCGUGCGACCGCGAGUUCCCGUGCUCGCGCUGUCUCCAGUCUGGCACCCCAGAGCGCUGCGAGUUUGAGACACGCCCGGGCUUGGCCCCCCCGAACAAGCUCGGCCUCUCUCAGGCUGCUCUUGCAGGCUUCGACUCCCGCCUGUCUCUGCCCAUCACCGGUGGAGACUCGUCUCAAUAUUACCGGAAGGACUCUCGCGAUGCUGACAGAAUCCGCCGCCUCGAGCUCGAGGUUGCUCAUCUCAAGAGCAUCAUCCCAAAACAGGCCUCGCUAGAUGACGGGAGCACAGCCAUAGAUCGCACCCCCCCUGACCCCAAGAAUGGUGCGGAUGCCGAUUUCGGGCAAUCCCCGGCCGAUCUUCCUUACCAGGACCUCUGUCUCGAGAAGUCCGAGAUGCGCUUCGUCCGGGGCAAAGAGUGGAAGUCGAGAUACUUAGGCCCCCAUAGCGCCUAUCUGGCCUUUCAAGAGCUCACGGGGUUGUCUCCGUUUAUGAAGGAGACCUCUGCCGAAUGGCUUCGGCCCCUUCAUGUCCAUCACAGCAUCAGCCAGAGCAACCACUACAAGGAUCGCCAAAGAGACGCGCAGGUGCGAGAGAAGAAGUUCCUCGAACCUGACUUGGCCCUCGAGAGACACCUUCCGUCCAAGCAGGAAACCGACAGUCUUGUGUCAAUCUACCUGGACCAGUUUGAGCAGAUUCACCGCAUCGUUCACAUCCCCUCAUUCCGCCGAGACUAUGCCGGGUUUUGGGAUCCCACGAAACCCAGAAGCGCGGCCUUCACGGCACUUGUCUUGGCCAUGAUGGGAGUCUCCAGCUGCCUGGACGAGCAUUUACCGCAGAGGUUUGAGCGGCUGGUAUCGAGCUCGCACAUGCGUGCCGUCAAGUGGAUAGAGGCAGUGAGCGAAUGGCAAGACCGCCAGAGCCAGAAACACCGUCGCAUGAUACACUACCAGAUUGCCCUGGUGCUUUACCUCGGCAAGAGAGUCAACACUGUCAAGAAGAAGCGUUACUGGAAAGGCGCUGGCGCUCUGUCUCAGGACGCCGUCUCAGUUGGCCUGCAUCGGGAACCUGGUCACGUCACCCGCGGCCUCUCCCCCUUCGACCAGGAGAUGAGAAGGAGAAUCUGGGCCACCAUACAGAGCUUUGAUCUCCAGGCGUCAUUCGACCACGGGCUGCCGACUCUGAUGAGCUCUCUGUAUUCGGAUAUAUACCCUCCGAGGAAUAUCGACGACAGUGAGUUUGACGAGGACUCGGAGGAGCUGCCGCCUUCUAAGCCGCCAGGUGAAUACACGUUUUCGUCAUAUCAGCACUUGAGCCGCCGGUGCCUUGCUCUGCGCUUGGAGCUGAGCAGGUUUCUGACUGGGCCCAACGAGCACAUGGAUUACGACAGCGUGAUCCGCCUCACGAACGAGAUCACGCAGGAGAUUGAUAUGUUACCAUCCUGGGACGUCAGCGGGUCCGACAGCGCACGGGAGGGAGUGCCCAAGAAGCCAUUGCUGGCCUACACGCUGCUCCACAUCCAGCUAAGGCAGUACAUCAUUCCGCUGCACCAGCCGUUUCUCAAGCUCCGGAAGAACAACUCAAAGUACCUGUACUCGGAGAUUGUCUACUACAAUGCCGCCCGGGACAUGGUGCUUCUCGACGACAAGCUGGCGGAGCUGGGGAUCCGGACGCUGAACUUUAUGCGCGAGGACAACCUGACACUGGCCAUCAACCUGUGCAGCGUCACGAUGCUGCAACCACGGGGAUCGACGAACAUGAUCAUGAUCAACUCACAGCACACGCUCGAGCUCAUGGAGAAGUGUCUGGCCAUGAAGGAAGACCGCAUCCUGCGGUGCGGAAACAAUGAGCCUUGGUCUUACUCCAUCAUGUGUGCGGCACUCGGGCUGCUGCAGGCGCACCUAGGCAUCAAAACGCCGGAGAAGGCCAAGGCGGCCUCAGCAGACCGCUUCGUCAAUCUGAACUACAAGCUGCUGGCCGGCCAGGAACCCCCGGUGUUGAGCGAAUCCGUCAACGAGCCGGGCGUGCCCGCGCCCCCGCCGCAAUCGUCGGCCGAGGUGCUUGACAGGUCCAAGUCGGCGACGCCUUUCCAAUUCCUGGGACAGAUCCCGCCUCCCAGCAGCGGGGGGUCUGUGCCUGCAGCUGUCGAGGUUCCAGGGACACCUUGGUGGUUUCCCAACCCUUUUGACCCAUCAGUUGCCCCACAGAUGCAGCCAAACCUCAUAUUCAACAACCCGGACUUUAACCUCGAAGCUAUGGGCCUGAACUUUGAUGCCCUCUGGGGGGGCAAUGACUGGGAAUGGGAGCAGGCCUGAUCCGUGACGGCAGCAGCUUGUCGACAAGAAUCUUGCUCCGUUGGUAACGAGAGUUGGAUGCGAUCAGCUCGCUUUUGCUGCAAUCAUCUAGUUGACUAUUAGGGUGAUUCAGGGGGAAAGGGGUGUAUUCUGACUUGUGCGUAGUGCAAUCAGUAUCCAAAAGGUAGAUGAGGUGCAUUUGAGAGGGAGGAGGCUGGAUUUUGCGAGGAGUUGUGCUUGUGUAGUUGUAUACCCAUAUCGUCGCUCAGUUAUUGCGAGGCCAGCAGACGAACACUCCGUCUGUGGAAGCACGCACGGUCUGAUACCAGCCGAUUAGUCAGUCAAUCACAACACUUCUGGAUUUUCAGA